Molecule: messenger RNA, 4997 nt
Organism: Physeter macrocephalus (sperm whale)
Lineage: Eukaryota; Metazoa; Chordata; Mammalia; Artiodactyla; Physeteridae
Gene: FECH
Product: ferrochelatase
Exons: 11
Coding region: 86-1357 (423 amino acids)
Biological process (GO): heme biosynthetic process
Cellular component (GO): mitochondrion
Molecular function (GO): protoporphyrin ferrochelatase activity
Source: RefSeq, a predicted model, not a curated record
GUCUGCUGCUAGCGGUUGGUGGGGCUCGCGCCUGGGUGUGCUGCCGCGGGAGGAACCCAGGUCCCGGGCCGAGGCUGCCCCGGGGAUGGUUUUAGUCGGCACAAACAUGGCUGCGGCCCUGCGAUCUGCAGGCGUCCUGCUCCGCGAUAGGCUGGUAUAUGGUGGCUCAAGGGCCUGUCAGCCACGGAGGUGCCAGUCAGGUGCAGCCACAGCAGCAGCCACCACAGAAACAGCCCAACGUGCCAGAAGCCCCAGAUCUCAAGUUCAGCCGGGGAACAGGAAGCCGAAAACUGGAAUAUUAAUGCUGAACAUGGGAGGCCCGGAAACUGUCGGAGAAGUUCACGACUUCCUUCUGAGGCUCUUCUUGGAUCGAGACCUCAUGACACUUCCUGUUCAAAAUAAGCUGGGACCAUUCAUUGCCAAACGCCGAACCCCCAAAAUUCAGGAGCAGUACCGCAGGAUUGGAGGCGGAUCCCCCAUCAAGAUGUGGACUUCUAAGCAAGGGGAAGGCAUGGUGAAGCUGCUGGAUGAGUUGUCCCCGCACACAGCCCCUCACAAAUACUAUAUUGGAUUCCGGUAUGUCCACCCGUUAACAGAAGAAGCAGUUGAAGAGAUGGAGAGAGAUGGGCUGGAAAGGGCGAUUGCUUUCACACAGUAUCCACAGUACAGCUGCUCUACCACAGGCAGCAGCUUAAAUGCCAUUUACAGAUACUAUAAUGAAGUGGGCAAGAAGCCCACGAUGAAGUGGAGCACGAUUGACAGGUGGCCCACUCACCCCCUCCUCAUUCAGUGCUUUGCCGACCACAUUCUGAAAGAACUGGACCAUUUUCCACUUGAGAAGAGACGCGAGGUGGUCAUUCUUUUUUCUGCUCACUCACUGCCAAUGUCUGUGGUCAACAGAGGGGACCCCUAUCCUCAGGAGGUGGGCGCCACUGUCCAGAGAGUCAUGGAUAAGCUGGGUCACUCCAAUCCCUACAGACUGGUUUGGCAGUCCAAGGUUGGCCCGAUGCCCUGGCUGGGUCCUCUGACAAACGAGGCCAUUAGAGGGCUUUGUGAGAGGGGGAGGAAGAAUAUCCUUUUGGUCCCGAUAGCAUUCACCAGCGAUCACAUUGAAACGCUGUAUGAACUGGACAUCGAGUACUCUCAAGUUCUAGCCAGUGAGUGUGGGGUUGAAAACAUCAGAAGAGCAGAGUCUCUUAAUGGAAAUCCACUGUUCUCGAAGGCCCUGGCCGACUUGGUGCACUCACACAUCCAGUCCAACGAGCGCUGCUCCACGCAGCUGACCCUGAGCUGCCCGCUCUGCGUGAAUCCCGCGUGCAGGGAGACCAAGUCCUUCUUCAGCAGCCAGCAGCUGUGACCCCGCCAGAGCAACGCUGGGAUUUGGCAGGUGCCCAGCCUCCAGACGCCUCCGAGGUGGAGGAGGAUGUAUUUAGCAUUAGGGAGGGAGUUACAUUGGUGUGGGCGUAGCCUUGGGCCACAAAUUGUGUACCUUCUUGAGGAAUGGACUCUGAAAUCCUUACUGAGGGGUAUUUUUAUAGACCAAUACAGUGAGCGUUUAUAGUUCCCCUCUCAGUGAAACCGCAUCAGGUGUAGGUUCCAAAAGUGCUUUGAGAUUCCCCGGGCACGCGGGGCUGAUAAACGUGUAGCAGUCCUGCAUUUGUCAUCCCCACCUUGGUGCCACAGGAGGGGGGGCUGGAAAUGCUACGGAAGGGCUGCACGUCCAGGGCUCCUCUCAGGACCUCGUGGACCUUUCCACUGAGCAUCUUCUUCAUCUUGGUUGAAUGUCCCCUUUCCGCACAUUUGUUUGAAGAUUUAUUUUAUAAGGUCAACUAUGUUUGGUAACCUCAAAUUCUUAAUCUACAAUUUUUAUUAUAAAAAUUAUAUAACCAUGCUCUAGGAAAUUUAAAAAAUAGAGAAAAGGAAAAUAACCACUCUAAUGCAGCAAGUAUUAUUCAUAUUAUUGUAUUUCAUGUUAGUCUUUUCCUGUGGCUAUUUUAGAUGCCAUUAUAACCUUGAAUUUGUGAGUGAAAAGUUGUCCUAAAAUGUAGAAAUAAUGUAGGAUCAGAGUCAGAUCUUCUAUACCUGGAUUUAUAUGGAUUUAAAAAAUCUCUGAUGGAUCCAUAGUGGAUUUGUAAUAAUUACUUUCUCUUUCCUUUAAGCCUUACAACUUUGUUCUUCUAAAGUGCAUUUCUUUUUUUUUUUAAGCCAGUGAAAGUAUUAGUGGAGUCAUAGAUCUUCUAUAUUCAGUAUUUACUAUAUUAAUAAAUAUGACAUCAUUAAGGUUUUAACCAGUCUGAUUCAUUCUCUCUGUUAAACCAAAAGUAAUCCAAAUUCAUUGCUAAUCAAAAUUAUUAAAUAAGAGGAAUUUACUUUGUAGUACAAGAAAAGAAACAUGCCAUCCACGUUAGUUAAUAGUUUUCCCACACUGAUAACAGCUCUGAAAUUUGAGUAGCAUCUACGCUUUUUUUUUUCCAAAUUGGCUUUCCUUUUAGUAGAUUGUGUUUCCAGAAGAGGGUACAAGGCAUAGACAGUUGUUUAGAAUUUUCCUCUUCUGUUUCCACUCACUUUGGCGGGACUAGGUUCAAGGUAGGCUUUGAGUGACCUUGGCAGGAUGGGGUAAGGAGCAACUUGUGUGUUAGCCAGAGGGCAGAGUUUAAAGCUGGCGGCCAUAAGAAAGAACUAACACCUGUGUGUGUACGCGUGCGCUGGUGUGUAAGCCUAGAGCCCUUGACUGCACUCUUGGUACUGCAUCUCUAAGCUCUCAACCCAGCCUAUAAAACCCCUUCUGUCGGAUCCUGAAGAUGGCCCAGGAACAUGCUUCCCAACAUUGGGUGGAAAUGGGAAAUUCGUUGAGAUGUUGCAAGCUGGAAAAAGAAAAUUCUGAGUUGACCCCAAAACUAGUGUCCUAAAUUAAGAUCGUUCAGUUUCUCCGUCUUAAUAUGGGAAUCCUCAGAGAAAGACAAAAGCUAAUCUUUUCUUUCCUUAUUUCUAAAAAUUAUAAAAUUAAAAACAUUUCAUCAAGGUUGUACCCUUUUGGGUACAACCAAAUUUACAUGUAUUUACAAAUACAAUGAUAUUUGUAAAUAUCAUUCCUAGGAGUGUUGUUCUAAUUGCCUAAUAAUUGAGAUUCCAUUGUAAAAAACCCCUUCAGUAACUUCUCCCAGUCCAGGUGGCUUUCUGUGACAUUCAGCUUUCUUUUUAUAGAAGCUAGCAUCAUAAGGUUUCAGGGAAUGUACAUCACAUGAAUUAAACCUGAAUAUCGGAUGGCUCAAGAAACCUGAAUUCUGCUUAAAUCAUUGCCAGUUGAAAUAUUUAAUCAUGUCAUAAUUAUAUUGAAGUUUUGUGUGCUUGCUUUCUAACAUUCCUGGUUAAUUCAAACAGUGACACCUGAAAACUUGAUCUUUUUUUUUUUUUUCGCUAGAUUUCUUCCAGCUGGACAGUUGUGUGGUAUGACUAUUAUCUAAUCUUUGCCUUAAAAGGCAUGCUUCUUUUCACAAUACACUUAUUCUGGAAAGUAUAAAGUGUGCCAAGCUAUAAGGCACCGAGGUGAGUGGUGGGUACCGGUGGGCACUCAAGAGAAAGAAGCUGAUGCUGUCGAUAAUCGCUGCAUGGCACCAAUAGGACAAGCAACAGCAGUGGGCGCCCUUUAGCGGAACCGUGGCUCCCAGCGUGAGAUGAGUCUCAGGAGGGCUCUGGGGAGUGGGUGACCUCCAGAGAACACAUUCACAAUCUAGGCUCCCAGGAGAGGAAGAAGUGCUUCUGCUUUUGCUGUGGGAAUCUUAUUAAGCCUUUCUACAGGGACGAGGAAGUGGAAAACAAAUGCACCCGUGAUAAUCAGUUUCUUACAAUACACUCUGAUGGUGUCGGCUUAGUCGUUUUUAGCUGAAAUCAUUAGCUUCCAUUUUUAGCAUUAACAGCUCCUGGCUAAAUUAGUCUACAGUAAGCCAUUAGGAGGGAUGUUGGAAUUAGAAACAUUUUUGGAAAAAAGCCUGGUUUGAACCUGUGUUAUAAGCCCUUGGGCAGGAGUCUCCGGGUCCUGUUUCUGGUUGUUUGACAGCUGUCACUCUGACAUGCCAGGUGCUCUCUCAGCAGCCUGCUCCUGAAAUGAAAUCGUGCAGGCCGGCUUUUUUCCUUCCACUCUCCCCAAGGGGUUGAAGCUUUACUUUCCUGACAUAUUAAGAAAUAAUAGAUUUUACCCUGAGAAUUCAUGAGGUAUUUUUACCUUUUCCUUAUUUAAAAAAAAAUUACAUACAUGAGAUGGGAUUAACUGCACAGGCAUACAAGCAGGGGCUUGCUGGCCAAUUGUUAAAAUUUCAGGUUGUUACACAUAGCAAUCAUUAAAAGUGUUCUAUCUUACAGUUUAAUUAUAUUUUAAAAAGUAACAAAUACUCAAAAAUCAUUUCCCUAUUAUUUUACUAUAUUUUAUCAUCUUUAUUCUAGAGGUUAUUUAUGUUUAUGAUACCUAUGUGGUGAAAAUACUAUAUAAUGAUGAGCUACUGUACGUCUCCAGCUUUGUUCAGUGACCGUGUUGGUAGCUUGAAAUUGGCUACAGUAGGGCCAUUUACGUUUGGAAAUCAGCAAAUACUACAACUUAGGGCUUCCUUGAUUGUUUUGUUGAUUACCUAGACUUAAAGUGGUGGAAAAAAUGUUCAUACAUAUUAAAAGUUGUCAUGUCUCUAGCCAUUACAUCGUGAAUAGCGCAAAAAUUUGAGGAAAUAUCCUCCCAUUACGUGAAAACUAAUAGCCGAUUUAUCCCCGUGAAGUUUUGAUAUACAAAGUUGUUUUACAUUUGUGUUACUCGUUAAUGUAAAUAAAAACAUCAGCAUUCACGUCAGAACUAUAUAGGUUGGCUACAGAUGCAAGAGCUUGAUAAAAGUCAACAAAAGCAUUCUUUGAGAAUUAAUUGAUUAUAUGGAAUUUACAGUAAAGAGAAUUAUGUAUUUUAUUAUUACUUGUAAAUUGUGCAUCCUGUAUCUUUUAUACUGGUAAAAGUUAUA